Molecule: messenger RNA, 1779 nt
Organism: Capsella rubella
Lineage: Eukaryota; Viridiplantae; Streptophyta; Magnoliopsida; Brassicales; Brassicaceae
Product: AAA-ATPase At3g28540
Exons: 1
Coding region: 55-1590 (511 amino acids)
Molecular function (GO): ATP hydrolysis activity; ATP binding
Source: RefSeq, a predicted model, not a curated record
CUAUAGUGAAAGCACAACUCAAAGUCACCAAGAGAAUUAAACAAACACACAAAGAUGCUUGAGGCCGGUUCAAUAUGGGGUUUCACCGGCACGACCAUGGCGAGUCUUAUGUUCUUCUGGUCAAUGUACAGACAGUUUGUGCCGUACCAAAUCAGAGACUACUUGGAGAAAUGUUUUUACAAGAUGAUUGGUUUGGUCUCAAACUCUGUUCACAUCAGAUUUACUGAAUAUACAGAAGAUAAAGGUCUCAAGAAAAGCCAAGCUUAUGACUCCAUCCGCAACUACUUGUCCUCGAAAUCGACCGCUCGUGCACAAAGGUUAAAGGCCAAUGAAUCCAAAAACAGCAAGUCGUUGGUGCUUAGUUUGGAUGAUCAUGAAGCAGUUGAAGAUGUGUUCCAAGGUGUGAAGGUGGUAUGGUCUUUGAGUGUGAGGAAGAGUGAUAAUGAAUCUAAUUCGACCGAGAAAAGGUACUUGACUCUAAGUUUCCACAACCGGGAUAGAGAUAUGAUCACAACGACUUAUCUUGAUCAUGUUAUGAGAGUAGGGAAAGAGAUUGGGUUAAAGAACAGAGAGAGGAAGCUUUACACUAAUAAUUCAAGUCAAGAUUAUUCCUCUUGGAGGGAAGGAAGAUGGAGCAACGUUCCUUUUGAACAUCCUGCUACGUUCGAGACUUUGGCUAUGGAUCUUGAAAAGAAAGAUGAGAUCAAGAAGGAUUUGAUAAAGUUUACUAAAGGGAAAGAUUACUAUAUGAAGGUUGGGAAGCCAUGGAAACGAGGUUAUCUCUUGUUUGGACCGCCCGGGACAGGGAAAUCUACGAUGAUAGCUGCAAUAGCGAACUUCUUGGAGUAUGAUGUAUAUGAUCUUGAGCUCACUACGGUGAAGGAUAACUCGGAGUUGAAGAAGCUAAUGUUGGACACAAAAGGGAAGUCUAUUGUUGUGAUUGAAGAUAUCGAUUGUUCGCUUGAUCUUACGGGCCAAAGAAAGAAGAAGAAGGAGGAAGAUGAGGAUGAAGAAGAUGAAGAAAAGAAGAAGGAAGCUGAGAAGUUGUUGAAGAGAGAAAGAAGUGAGAGGGAGAGUAAGGUUACUUUGUCAGGUUUAUUAAACGCCAUUGAUGGGUUAUGGUCAGCUUGUAGUGGAGAGAAGAUCAUAGUGUUUACAACCAACUUUGUUGAUAAUCUUGAUCCAGCAUUGAUACGUAGAGGAAGAAUGGACAACCACAUUGAGAUGUCUUAUUGUAGAUUUGAAGCAUUCAAGGUUUUGGCUAAGAACUACUUGGAGAUUGAGUCACAUAACUUGUAUGGAGAAAUUGAGCGGUUGUUGGAGGAAACCGACAUGUCUCCAGCUGAUGUCGCUGAGAAUUUGAUGCCAAAAUCUGAUGAAGACGAUGCAUAUGUUUGUCUUAAGCGUUUGGUUAAGUCUUUGGAGGAGGAGAAGGAGAAAGCCAAGAAGUUGGCCGAGGAAGAAAAGAAGAAGAAGGCAGAGAGAGAUGAGAGGAGGAAGAAGAAGAAAAAAACAGAGGAAGAACAAAAGAAAAAUAAGGAAAUAGAGGAAACUGGCUAUGUUGCUCAAGAUAGUGUUAAGAAAGAUUGAAGCAUAGUUCAUGAGUCUUUAAUUUAGGUUGUGUUUUGAACGUUUAGUAUGGUGUUGUCAACUAAGUUUAAAAGGAAACUAAAUAAAUUUCUAUGUGUAAUCUAUAUCUUUAGCCAAAACCAAAUCAGCUCGUAAUGUUCCAAUGAUCUCUACACUCUUUGCGGCUUAACAGUACACUAUGUGCAUACU